UAGGGGGCUCAGCAGAAAAACAACAUUUGUGUCUGAUUCAUGUGGAUCAAAGUGAAACUGGAGAUCAUUACUAACAAGUUUUGUGGUUCAAAAGAUUAUUUUUUUAUGACCACCUUACACCAAACUAUGGAGACGACGCCCCGACCCACUACAGAAAUUAGGGUGGUUCCUACAAUGAUAAAGUUGAUGUAUUUAUUAGAGGCACAGCUGUUAAACAGCUGGUGAUAAAAAUAUCAUUCUCCCUCCAACAAGAAUCAUUAAAUAUAAGAAAGAUCAAACAAAUGACGACACAAUGAGUCCUCACAAACCUGUUUUUUUUUUUACGUGUGACUUUUAUUUUGAAGGUUCCGAUCGGGAAGUUACGUUCGUUCUGUGUGAUGAACACCUUUUUACUUCGACACUAAUGUACAGAUUUACUGUGUCAACUGAAUUAUUUUGAUAAAGAGAAGAAGUGAAGAUCAGCUGAGAUGGCAGAAUCUGAACAUCCCGGUUAAUUGGCGGGACUUGCUCAUUGGUUCACUGAUUGCGCCAGGUGCAUUUGUGAUGACCCUGUUGAUUGGCUGCACGGCAGCAACUUCAGGGUACAUUUGACCCUCCAGAACCAGCACACACUGUAGUCCUUCAGCAUAUCUUCCUCAUCGUAAACCGGCACCAGCACCAGGUUUUGACCCGCAGCAGGAUGGCUUGUGAAAUCCGCAGUGACACCGAGCUGGAGCAGGCCGAAAAUACUGAGGACCGCGUUGUAAAGACAGGUAGUGUGUUUCGCCCCAUGCUGCGCGGACUCUUCUGGCCCUUCGGCAUCAUGGUGCGCACAUACCGCGGGUUUUGGUGGCUGUUGGGCUUCCGGCAGCCACUGGAGAUCGCCGUCGUCAGCCCCACGGUCUCCAUCCUGCCCCGCUGGGUGCAGAGCGCCAUGGGCUACCCAGUGUCCACCAGCAUCGGGAGAUCCCUCUCACCAGAAAGGAGUAGAAGACGAAGUAUGGAUAAUCCCCCAUCAGUGAGGAUGGUUCUUGUUGGGAAAACUGGAUCAGGAAAGAGCUCCAGUGGAAACACCAUGCUGGGAAGAGACGCCUUUGGUUCAGCUGUCAAUUACUUCUCAGUCACCAGACAGUGCUGUAAGCAGACAGGUGAGGUGUUGGACAGGCAGCUGACCAUCGUCGACACUCCCGGACUCUUCGACACUUCGAGGCCCGAUGAAACUGUGGAGAGAGAGAUCUCCAAAUGCAUCAACAUGUCGGCCCCGGGGCCCCACGCCAUCCUGCUGGUCAUUAAACUGGGGCCUUUCACAGAGGAGGAAAGAGACGCCGUCAGGAAGGUGGAGGAGAUGUUUGGAGAAGAUUUCUGGAAGUACACCAUCAUCCUCUUCACACACGGAGACAAAGUCACGGCAGACUUUAAGAUGGAGGAAGAGGCUGUACCCGAGCUGCAGAAGGUCCUGGAGAAGGUGGAGAACAGGUAUCACAUCUUCAACAAUCUCAAGAUCAACGAUCGGGGACAGGUCCUGGGUCUGUUAAAGAAGGUAGACGAGAUGGUUGAGGCCAACGGAGGACAGUUUUACUCCAACUACACCUACAAGGAGGUGGUGGAGAUGCUGAGUCAGAGAGAGGCCGAACUCAGAGAGUUCUACGAGAAGAAACUGGAGGAAGAAAUCAAAUCUGUCGAGUUAAAGUACGAGAAGAAGCUGAGUGAAGCUCAACAGGAGCGCCAAAACGUGGAGAAACAACUGCAGGAAGAGCUGCAGGAAGUGAGGCGUUAUUAUCGUGCUUUAGAGAGCGGAGUCCGUCAUGUCGUAGAGCAGAUGGUGCAAAGAGACUCUCUCAGUGAGGUUCUUUCCCAGUUUCCUGAGAAGCUGAAGCUGAAUUUCGCCGAACUCGCUGUGGAAAGCUCCCACCAGCUUGCCGUACCCCGGUGCAUCAUGGGAGGUGACGGCAGCCUGAAAGGCGUCGCCCCAAACAGCCGGACCGCCGGGACGCAUCAGGUAGGAGACCAGCUCGUACACACCUGGAACACACCUGCUGUUAUCGUCCAAUCACAUCACACCUGCUACAUGAACCCAGGUCAGGAUCCAGAUCUCACCAUCGUCCUGAUGGGAAGAAUGGGAGUUGGUAAAAGUGCUUCAGGAAACACCAUCCUGGGACGACCAGCAUUUGUGUCAAAGCUGUCCUUUAAAUCGGUGACCAAACAGAUCAGAGAACAAACAGGAAGUUUUGGGGAACCGAUCUCAGUGGUCGACACUCCAGGAAUUUUAGAAAGUGAGGACACAGAGAAAAAGAUUAAAGACUUCUGUCAGAGUCUCCUGUUGUCCUCGAGACGUUGUCUGUUUCUGGUGGUGAUCAGAGUUGGACCAUUUAUAAAGGAGGACCAGGAGGCUGUGAGAGCAGCUAUGAGAGUCCUCGGGCCUCGGGGGAUGAAGAAGAGUUACCUGCUCUUCACUGGUGGGGAUGCUUUAGAGGGCAUGACACUGGAGGAGUUUAUCUCUGAAGAUGGAGAUAAAGGUAUUCUUCCAGAUGUUAUUAGAAAGUUUGCGGGGGCCUAUCAUCUAUUCAACAAUGGAAGUGACGAUGAAGAACAAGUCAGAAUGCUGCUGCAGAAGUCCGGCCACCUCAGAACCCAGGAAACAGACGUGAGCCCAGAUCUCACCAUCGUCCUGAUUGGAAGAACAGGAGUUGGUAAAAGUGCUUCAGGAAACACCAUCCUGGGACGACCAGCGUUUGUGUCAAAGCUGUCCAUGAAGUCAGUGACGACACAGAUCUCUGAACAAACAGGAAAUGUUUUGGGGAAGCAGAUCUCAGUGGUCGACACUCCAGGAAUAUUAGACUCUGAGGACACAGAGGAGGAGAUUAAAGACUUCUGUCAGAGUCUCCUGUUGUCCUCCAGACGUUGUCUGUUUCUGGUGGUGAUCAGAGUUGGACGGAUCACAAAGGAGGAGAAGAAGGCUGUUCAGGCAGCUAUGAGAGUCCUCGGGCCUCGGGGGAUGGAGAAGAGUUACCUGCUCUUCACUGGGGGGGAUGCUUUAGAGGGCGGGACAGUGGAGAAAUUUCUCUCUGAAAGAAACGAGGAAGAAAUGCUUCCAGAAGUUAUUAGAAGGUUUGCCGGUGCAUAUCAUCUAUUCGACAAUGGAAGAGAUGAUGAAGAACAAGUCAGAGAGCUGCUGCAGAAGUCCAUCCACGUCAACACCCAGGAAACAGUCGAUGAUUCCUGGAACCGGAGGAUCGUGCUGCUCGGUCUUCCUGAAACUGGAAAAAGUUCCUGUGGGAACACCAUCUUAAGAUCUAAAGAUCAGUUUGAACCAGGCUGUGGCUUUGGUUCAGUCACUAGAAAGACUGUCUCUAAGUCAGCCAUAGUGGAGGGUCGUCAGGUCACGGUGGUCGAUACUCCAGGGUUCACUGAUAAAGUUCUGACUGCUGAACAGCUGUUUGAAGAGAUCCUGAAGGCAGUAGUAGAGGCCAGUCCAGGACCUCAUGCCUUUGUUAUUGUGGUCAGACUAGGCAGAAUCACUGAAGCAGACAUCAAACUGUUUGAGAUGCUUCCACUACUGUUCAGCAGAGAUGCUCUGAAAUACUCCAUGGUGCUUUUCACUCAUGGAGACGAGCUGGGAGGUCGGUCCAUUGAUGAUUUGAUAAAGUCUGACCAUCAUGUGUCAGACCUGGUCUCCAUGUGUGGAGGUAGAUUCUGUGUGUUUGACAACAAAACCAAAAGAAGCAGAGAUCAGGUCAGAGACUUCCUGAGUAAAGUAGAUGAGAUGGUCUCAGGUAACGGUGGAGAACACUACACUGAUGAGAUGGUCAGGAUGGCUCAGACUUUCAUUAAUGAAGAAAGGAACAUGUCUGAGAGCCCAGCCAGAACUAAUAUACGCAGAAUAUAA
Molecule: messenger RNA, 3865 nt
Organism: Perca flavescens (yellow perch)
Lineage: Eukaryota; Metazoa; Chordata; Actinopteri; Perciformes; Percidae
Product: GTPase IMAP family member 8-like
Molecular function (GO): GTP binding
Source: RefSeq, a predicted model, not a curated record